Mollisia scopiformis is the source of this 887-nucleotide messenger RNA. RefSeq lists its product as uncharacterized. Bases 1 to 720 code for a protein of 239 amino acids. The transcript is spliced from 2 exons. Lineage: Eukaryota; Fungi; Ascomycota; Leotiomycetes; Helotiales; Mollisiaceae. Gene Ontology annotation, molecular function: protein-N-terminal-alanine acetyltransferase activity; protein N-terminal-serine acetyltransferase activity. The record is from RefSeq and is a predicted model, not a curated record.
AUGUUCGACACCGAGAAUAAUUUAUACUACCAGCAGCGCCGCCUAGAAAACGAUCGCAUCUCACUAGAAAUAUUCGACAAAAUAUCUAACACACCCCACCCUACAGCCGAAAAUCCACUCCGCGCCCUGGAUGCACGCCAUAAACACGCACCCCGAACCAAUUCAAAUACAUGUCCUUCCCAGCCACCAUCCACACCACCUCAGAUUUCACAACUUACUACUACGGACCCCGUCGCGCCCAGCCCUCAGACUGCAUGUACGCCAUCCUCACCCCAAGACACGCACGAAUACGCCGGUACCAUCGCGUUAGAAACCACGAGUCGCAAGCACGCCAGCACGGAGCUGGCCAUUGUCAUCUUCCCCCAGUUUCACAGGACGUAUGUGGCGAGUCAUGCGAUCGGGUUGCUGUUGCUGUAUGUGCUGGAUCCGCCGGCCAAGGGAGGGUUGGGGCUGAGGAGGGUGGUGUGGAGGUGUCAUUGGUUGAGUGAGGCGUCGAGGAGGGUGGCGGAGAGGAUGGGGUUUGUGUUUGAGGGGGUUAUGAGGUGGGAGAGGGUGCUUGAGGGGGGGAGGGUGCGGGCGGAGGCGGAGGAGCUGGGGAGGAGGAAUGGGACGGGGGGGAAGGAGGGGGUGGGGAGGCAUAGUGUUGUGCUUUCUGUUGUUUGGGAUGAGUGGGAGGUGAAGAGGGGGAUGGUUGUGGAGCAGAUGGAAAGAAGGAAGUAAGUGUGGUGAGGGCAGAGUGGUAAUAGUUUCUGGCUGGCCAAUUGGUGGGUGGGAUGUUGUUUUGUGUGGCAAUGUCCUCGAUGAAGUCUCUAAUGUGAUGAGAGAAGUGGAGUUGGGCGCAUAAGUGGGAGGCAACUAGAAAAAUGAGCUCAUUUUAGUAGUUAGGC